AUGAGAAACCUUACACCAUGGGAGUACAUCAUGGCAAGACGUCGCUUCACAUUAUUUUCAUACCUACCAGUUGAGAUUAGAGACGAAAUCUGGAGAUUGACUCUCGAGCCGCGUAUUGUCGAAGUUAGACCCAAAAAAAGCAUAUACGAUGGAUUUUAUUCCACUGCUCCGCUACCGGUUGUGUUGACAGUCUGUAAAGACUCGGAGAGAGCUGUCCUACGUUUGUACCCCAAAUACUUUGGUGGGGCACUAAUUGCUGCGCGAAUCCGAUUCAACGCCAAGAUUGACACCCUAUAUCUGGAUUGGAAACUUCAAGAUCACUUGAGAUGCUUCCUGGUAAUGAUUAGUCUGCAGGAGGCUGAAAAGAUCCAAUUCUUGGCUAUAGAUCAAUACAUUCGGUGGUCACGUCAAUCCAUUGAUCCGGACUAUUGCUGGUCUUCAGCCCCCGUGUUCGAAUUUCCACUGACAAUUUUCGACCUUCAAACCGACUUUUUCAAAAGGUGUUGUCACCUUGUCGUGGAUCUGGACCAAAAUCUCCGCAGAAUUGACGCCGAAACUCUGGAACAGCUUUGCUCCGUAGUGCGAUGCAUGAAAAAAUUGAAGGAGCUCAUAUUUGUGCAUGACGAUAUUAUCUGGGAUGAAGAGUUUUUAAAAGAAGGUGGAGUAUUUCCCCAGCAGGAUGAGCUUGCUGGCUUGACACUCUUUCAGCCUCAAGAGGUCUAUGAUCUAUUCCCAGAACCAGUCGAAAUGAUCCACUUCGAUUAUCGCGAGUCUAUUGAGUAUUAUGAUGACGACAUGGAAAUUGAAACUCUCCAAGAUGAUCUUGAAACGAAAUUCGCGAGUCCAAAGUUUGAGAUUCUGGUCCGAUAUGGAUGGAGGUUCCCAGACUCGUUGUCACUCCCUUCACGUCAACCCCGUCUUACAGAAUCGGAAUAA
This is a messenger RNA of Botrytis byssoidea, 936 nucleotides long. RefSeq lists its product as uncharacterized. The transcript has a single exon. The record is from RefSeq and is a predicted model, not a curated record. The coding region runs from base 1 to 936 and encodes 311 amino acids. Lineage: Eukaryota; Fungi; Ascomycota; Leotiomycetes; Helotiales; Sclerotiniaceae.